This is a messenger RNA of Lingula anatina, 4840 nucleotides long. RefSeq lists its product as uncharacterized. Gene Ontology annotation, molecular function: integrin binding. The record is from RefSeq and is a predicted model, not a curated record. Gene Ontology annotation, cellular component: focal adhesion; cell surface; integrin complex. Lineage: Eukaryota; Metazoa; Brachiopoda; Lingulata; Lingulida; Lingulidae. Gene Ontology annotation, biological process: cell migration; cell adhesion mediated by integrin; cell-matrix adhesion.
CAUGACAGUGUUGUAUACGUUAGCCGUUUUGUGGUUGAUAUCACUUUUACCAGGUGUAGUGUCCCAGGAUUUACAUGUCCACUUGGAGCCUGAUCGGAACACAUUUUACGUCAACAUCGGAGACGAUUUUGAGGUGACGUGUGCGCUGGACAGUGGCUCCCUGAAUGGCGGGACGACAUUCCAGUGGUACCGGGAUGACGGGACAGACCCCGGCACGAAGAUAACGGACACUGCUUUGCCUGUCGACACCCAAUCAGGCCAGGUAGUAGAACACAGUUCAGGACCGCCUCCUGAGUCAAAACUGAAGUUUUAUCAGGUACAGAGCAGCGAUUUUGGGAGAUUUAAGUGUAUAGGAUCGUUCAAUGGGACAACCUCAGACCCAGUCGUUUUCUCAUUGGAGAUGAGAGAACCGAUCACUUUCACCGACGCCGAGCUCACACAGACGGUGACUUUACACCAGGAGGCGCUGGUGAAGUGCCUGGCGACAGGACGUCCCGCACCCAAGAUUACCUGGAGCUUUAUCCCUCUGGGGACAGGUACCAAGGAAUUUGAUAUCACGGGGAAUCAAGCCGACAUUUACUCAGAAACUCAUGAGGGCCUCGUCAUCAAGAAUGUCACCCUGGGCAACGAGGGCACGUUUGUGUGUGAGGCAGAGUCACUGAAUUCCACGCUCAGUCUGAAUAUUUCGGUGGAAGUUUUUGAACCUCUCAGCUGGGUGACAGUGCCUGAGGACACCCAAGGGUACCUUAACCACUCCAUAGCGUUCACCUGUGGGGCUCAAGGCAGACCAGAACCGCAAUAUAAGUGGUUUAAGGCGCCCUCCGCGUCCGAAACGCCAACGAUCUUAGUCGCAAACAGCCGAGUGUCCCUUAACUCGACCAGUGGUCAAUUGACCAUCACUGCAGCGCAACAGUCUGACGCAGGAGUGUACACGUGCAUGGCAGAGCAGUCAGCGGGGAGUAACAUCACAAUAAGUGCCAUCUUGGAGGUCAGCGACCCAGCACCAAGGAUUGUCAGCUUUCAGAACUCGACAACCUUGGAAACGUCUGAGGGCGUGAUGACGUGCAGCGCGCAAGGCAAACAACCAAUAAACAUUACGUUUACAAAAGUUGUACUUCCGGUGCCAGAGAACCUGGAUGAGACUUCUACCCGCAUAACACUGGAGAGAUCUCAUAACGAUACCACGGUCAGCUCCACGCUGCGGAUAGCUAACUCCAUUGCAACGGAUACUGGUACCUACAGAUGCUUGGCGGACAACGAUUUUGGUUCAGAUACCAGUGAUGCCACGUUAACAGUGGAAUACCAGCCCCGUUUUACCGACACAAUGCCAGUGGCCAAUGAAUCUCAACGCUUCUGGCUUUACGACAAUCAGGCUGUUGCCAUGGUCACCCUGAUGUGUAAAGUGGACGCCGUCCCUCCCCCUAGCCAGUGGUCAUGGUGGAAGGGGACUGACCACAUCAGUAACGAUGCCAAUCAUACCAUUGUCAUUGAUGGACUGACCAGUAACCUGUCUAUUGCCGUGGACGAGAACAACAUUGGAACUGUUAGCGGGGUGUAUCACUGCAACGUGUAUAACUCGCGUGGAAUGGCGAAACAUUAUAUAACUCUGACGGAGUCUACCGUUCCAAGUAAAGUGACCGACAUACAUAUUAACAAGACCACGUCCACUACGGUCCAGCUGAUAAUUGACCCCCCGCAGGACAAUGGCGGCCUGCCAGUCACAGAUUAUUUAGUUGACGUGGCCGAGCUCUCCCAAACGGGUACCUCACGGCAUGUGAAACUCCAAAUAGAUUCGGACCUCGUCAUCACGGAACUGAAGCCCAACACGACGUACGUGGUCAAAGCUAAGGCCGUUAAUGCCGCGGGGAUGAGUGACCAGAGCGAGGGGGUCACCGUGCUUACUGCACCCUCUCAAGCAAGCGCCCCCGGUCCGCUUUCACAGUUGAACGUUACCAAUGUAACGUCGGAUUCCAUAACGCUAGAGAUUGCCCCGCCGUCUGAAAAUGGCGGACUACCCAUAACUGGUUACAUGGUCAUCAUGGGAACGCAACACCAGUCCUACAAUCUUAAUGACACUCUGACUAUACAUGGGUUAGAGAACGGGACUCUCUAUAACGUCCAAGUAAUGGCAGUUAACGCAGAAGGAAUGGGUCCUCCAACCGCAAUUAAUGUUACUACGCUGACGACAGACGUUGUAGGUACUCCUGCACCCACAGAACUGCCCUCCACCAGUACGACUGUAACCACAACCAGUUCCUCUGGCACAACCACUUCAACCAGUUCAACCACAACCACUACAACCAGUAGAACCACCGUGACAGCGCCACCGCCUCCGCCCACUGAUGCCGAUACCACCACAACAGUAACGCCAUCUACUGCCAAGACACUGGAAGCAACAUCUACCACUGUUGAACCCAUGGUAGUACCAGUCAAAACGAAAACAGAGUUCUACUACGAGAAGUACACUCCGUGGAUCGUGGUGAAUGACAGCAACCCGUGCACGGCACACUUGGAGUGCGGGGCGUGCAUUGCUGCGCAUCGUGACUGCGCAUGGUGUAAACAAGAGGGUUGGGAAGACUUUCAUUCCGAUGACCGCUGCGAUACAUUGAGCAAGCUUCAGGAAUUGGGAUGUACGCCAGAUAACAUCGUGAAUCCAAAUAAUAAAAUAGUGACUGGAACGAGUUCGGCAGAUCUUUUCAUUGGCCCGCCGGAAGUCACCAUUACACUAAAACCCGGCAGCAUCGUGUCUUUCACUGGUACAUACGCCGUACCUCCCUCCUACUUGCUGGAUGUCUACAUUUUACUGGAGGUCAAUUAUAUGGAUGAAGACAACCAAAUGAAGAUAUACCUGGAAUCAAAUAUGCAGUCAAUAGCAAACACGCUGAAUACUUUUUCCAGUGAUUUACGGUUUGGAUUCGGAACAUUUAUCGAUAAACCCGAGAUGCCGUUUAUGUCAGAAGAACGUAACCAAUAUUGCCUUAAUUGUGCUGAGAACUGCACGUGCCAACCAUCCAGUUUCCAACAUGUCGUCGGAAUGACGGAGGAUUUGGCUUUGAUAGAGGAGAGGGUUUACGAAUCACUGGAAAACUUCAGUAAGGAUCCGUUAGACGCGGGGCUGGAUGCGUUGCUGCAAGUUAUUCUAUGCAAGGAUCAAAUUGGUUGGAGGGACAAGUCAAGGAAAGUUGUGUUACUUUUAGGCAGAAACACAUUUCAUCUUGCCGGAGAGGGGAAGCUUGCAGGUGCCGUAUUACCGUACGAUGACACUUGCCACCUGGAUUCAAAUGGACAGUACGCAGAGGAUUUCAAAAGGGAUUAUCCCUCCUUACACAAAGUAAAGAAGAUCGUGGAAAGCAAUAAAGUCAACGUCAUAUUUGGUGUCCUCCCUGGCGUCGCAUCCGGGUUCCGGACGCUGUCCGAAAUGGUCAGCGGGACGGUGGUUGAGGAAACCGCGGGGACAGAUAUUGACCGGGCUCUGCUGUCAGGAAUGCAGGCACUUAAUAGCAAGCUAGAACUCAGAGUAAAAGAUGAUCCAGUUCACAGCGACGUGCAGUUACAUGCUGAAUGUCAAAGAGGGAACGCUGUAGACGAACGAAACAAGACGCUUAUUUGUGAAAACCUAGGUCCGUCAGACGUGGUCAAUUUUCGGGUUACUGUGACCGUCGAUAAAUGUCCUUUGGAAGACCACGUGGUAUACGUGUCACCAAUCGGAAUAGGGGAGGAGGUCAAGGUCAGCUUGCACCCGCUUUGCACCUGUCCAUGUGAGGCCACGACGCCGGCAACCAUGGUAACGACACCGGCAACCAUGAACGCAUCCCCGGAGUGUUCCAGCAACGGUGUCCUAUCCUGUGGUAGCUGCGUCUGUAAUGAGGGCUACUUUGGACGCUGGUGCGAAUGCAAUUUGGAGAAACUGACCAACUCCACCUGGGAUCAGUGUCGAAGCGAUGAAAAUAGCUCGGUGUGUUUCGGCCAGGGAGAGUGUUUCUGCGGGUCCUGCUACUGCAACCGCGUCCCAGGAGAGAGGGUGAAGUUUGACGGGGACUACUGUUUUUGUGACAACACCUCGUGUCCACGAGACACUGACUUCAGGAUGUGUGGAGGUCCUCUGCAGGGCAAUUGUGUUUGUGGCAGCUGUGAAUGUGAACCGGGGUUCAGUGGCGACGCCUGUCAGUGUAACUCCACGUCCGGCACAUUACUGUGUACAUCGUCCAAUGGGUUGCUGUGUAAUGGGAAGGGUGACUGUCGCUGUGGUCGCUGCUACUGUGACGUCAACUCCGGCUACUCCGGCCCCACCUGUGAAAUAUGUCCGACAUGUCGUGAAGUCCGGUGUCCCGAUAUCAUAAGCUGUAUUCGAUGCACGUUGAAAGCACGAGUCCAAGAGGCGCAUGUGUAUCACAGUCCAGAGGUCCUUGAAUUUGAAGCAGAGUGCGACAACAUCUGCAGGUUACACGAAAUACAAACGGUAUCAGAUAUCCGAGAGGCGGACCUGUUUGACUUCGUGUGUCGAGUCCCCACUGGCCAUAAAAAUUGCUUCAACCUCGUCACCUACAAAGAAUUGGGGCAGGAGAAAGUCGCCAUGAAGAUAAAGACCGUGGAAGAAUGUCCAAUGAACGAAACGGCCAUGUAUGACCUUAUUUGGAAGUGUGUCGUCAUAGACCUGGCUAUCCUAGUUUUAGUUCUCCUAAUACUACUGUUGUGGCGCCUCAUAGUCUGGUGUAUAGAUAGAAAUGCCGUACAACACCCUAUGAUAGUUCCAUUGGAGGAAUUCCAGUCCACGGACGCUAAAUAGCUCAACUCAUGUUUGUCAGUAUUAGGAUCUCGAAUAUUUGGUGGUGGUUGGGGG